Messenger RNA from [Candida] anglica, 1247 nucleotides. Lineage: Eukaryota; Fungi; Ascomycota; Pichiomycetes; Serinales; Debaryomycetaceae. The record is from the annotation of a GenBank genome assembly.
AUCAAAUAAGCCACUUAAAAGUAUCAAUUCAUAUAUUUUGUGAUACAUUGUAAUUGAUCACUUAAGAUAAAAAUCUAUUUCGUAACCUCAGAUUAAGAAUAAAAGAGGUGUGUAAAAAAAACAAAGUUCAAAAUCAAAUCAGGCUUGAAUUUAUUGUGAUCUGAAUCAAAAACAAGAAUAUGUCAUACAGAGGACCAAAUCAAUUUAAUAACCAAUUUAGAGGUGGUCAACCAAACUCCCCUCCAACUAACAUUGGUCCAGUGUCUUCUUCCAAGACUCCACUUGAGAAGUUUGAAGGUAUUUCAAAGGGAGUGGAAGAUCUUAUAGACGAAUACUCUAGACCCCUCAAACCUUAUGUUCCUGCCAUAGGAAGAGCCUUUAUUGUUGCUACAUUUUAUGAAGAUUCUCUUAGAAUCAUUUCACAAUGGUCAGAGCAAGUUUACUAUUUACACAAUUACAAACAUAUAUACCAUUGGCUUACUGUUUUGUUCUUGUUCCUUAAUAUUAUUGUUAUGUCAAUUGCUUCAACAUUCUUAAUUUUAAGAAAAAAGAAUGAAAUUGCCACUUCUGCAUUAGUUAUUGUGGUCAUUUUCCAAGGUUUAUUCUAUGGAUUGAUCUUUGAUGGUCAAUUUAUCUUGAGAAAUUUGUCAGUGGUUGGUGGUUUGAUUUUAGCAUUUUCUGAUUCUUUGGUCAGAGAUAAGCGUUCCUUGUCAAUGCCUGGCCUUCCAAUGCUUAACAAUCAAGAUAACAAGAAAUAUUUCUUACUUACUGGUAGAAUUUUAUUGGUUAUCUUAUUUUUAGGUUUUGUAUUUUCUGCCAGUUGGUCAUUCUUAAGAUUGACUGUGAUUUUAGUUGGAUUCAUUUCAUGUGGUUCAAUUAUUGUUGGUUACAAGACAAAGUUUGCUGCUUUCAUUUUAACUGUUUUAUUAUUCACUUAUAAUGUUUUCGCUAACCAAUUUUGGAAGUAUGGUGCUAAGGAUUCUAGUAGAGACUUUUUAAAGUAUGAAUUCUUCCAAACUUUAUCAAUUGUUGGAGGUCUUUUAAUUAUUGUCAAUGCAGGUGCUGGUGAAUUAUCUUUGGAUGAAAAGAAGAAGAUUUAUUAAGGAGUGAGAAAGGAGAGAAAUGAAUAUAGGAAGUGGAUAAAAAUAGCUAAACAUACGAUUUUUUAUUUUAUUAUAAAACCAUCUUACUUUAUAGAGAAGGAAUAAGUGCUAGAAGAAGAUUGUGUAUAUUGUGUAUUUUUAAGU